This is a messenger RNA of Maudiozyma saulgeensis, 564 nucleotides long. The record is from the annotation of a GenBank genome assembly. NCBI's taxonomy places the organism in Eukaryota, Fungi, Ascomycota, Saccharomycetes, Saccharomycetales, Saccharomycetaceae.
AUGCCUCCAAAUAAGUUAACGUCUCGAAAAGUUAUUUCAGAUUCUGUUUACUUAAGGCCGUGGAUUAAACAAUUGAUUCAUGAAUGCUAUAAACAUAAAAACAAAAAGCUACAGAGACCUAUAUAUAAUGCAAUCCCAAGACUAAAUAAGAAAGAUAUAGAAAAUCCUGAAUCAAGUCGGUGUAUUUUAAGAAAUAAACGUCAUUUCAUGAGGAUUUCGAAAUUUUACAAAGUCGAAAACUACACCAUAUAUGCAACUAUUAAAAUUGCGAGACACAACUUCUUAGUUGAGUUUACAGCCAAUUGUGUAGCAGAGUUUGAACGAUUAUAUCGAAAAAGAUUCACAUCCGAGACAUUAAUGUGCUUGUUUGUUAUAGGGUCAUGUUCUGUCGAAUAUCGUACAUAUGAAGAGAUAGACAACAUAUAUCAUAUUAGAACGCUGAGGAAAAACAGUAAUAUAUAUAAAAAAAUUCCAAUUCUUGUCAUAGAUCAAGCAUUUAUUUUUGAUAGAACUCAGGUCAAUCAAACUGAACAUGUACCAUUUGCCUAUGAAUAUUUUUUGUAG